GUUGAAAUAUAUCUAGUUCUUCAUUUGUAGCAUCAGAGUAACUAAGUGUUAUCCAAGCUCCUCAGCAUGUGUGGUCUUCUCCUUCUCUGCUCUGUGCUCUCUCUGUGGGGUGCCGUGUGUGGGACACCAGGACAAUACUGCGCAGACCAACCUGCAGGAGUGGAAGUAUUUGCUGGAGACUCAGUGACCUUCCCAUGCAGUUUUGUCUUCUCCAGAACUCUUACAGGAAUUAAUAAUAGGGCAAUUGUUUUUCAAGCUGGUGUUGAUAAUUAUUGUGGGGAUCGUAUAUAUAACAGCAGAUAUGGCAACACAACACAGGAAUACCAGGGAAGGGUGUCACUGGUGGGAGAUCCUCAGGCUCAGAAUGGGACCAUCACUCUGACCAGUGUAAGAACAAGUGAUAGAAAGAACUUCUGCUGCCGGGUCCAACUUCUAAAUCAAAACACGAUCAUUGAGCAGUGGCAGAAUGGAGGAGGCACCCGGCUAACUGUGAGGGGUGAGAAUGAGAUGACUAUGCAUCAGCCUCCAUUCAUCUCUGCGCUGGUUGGUGACACUGUGACAAUUCCCUGUAAUUUUUCCCUCAGCUCCAAGAGGAAAAUUCAGAAAAAAUCUGUAUCCAGUGUUCAGUGGAGGUUUGGUCAGUUCCAAAGCUGUGGGACAGUUAUAUAUAACAGUAGCACAGGGGCAGUAAGAAGAGAGGACAGAGAGAGGAUUUCUGUGGCUGGGGAAGGAGGCGCAUCCAUCCUAAUCAAGCGGGUGACGACCAAUGACAGAGGCUGGUACUGCUGUGGGGCACAAGUGACUGGAGAUGGACACGUUUAUACAACUCAGAGAGAGAGAGGAACAAACCUGAUCAUUACAGGAAAAACCAAACAAAUGAAGAUCAAGCAGCCAAAGGAGGUCACAUUCCCAAACUCCUCUACUAUCAGCUGUAACUUUACAUUACCAGAGGAUGAAGAUCCCUUGUGGCUCGGGAUAUACUGGAUGUUUGGGAACCCACGUGAGGGCUUUGCCUAUCACCCACACCCAGAAUUAAUUCACCCCCGAUACCGGGGCAAAACCAGACUGGUGGGUCAGUCAGACCUUUAUCUGGAAGAGGUGAUUGGAAUGGAUAACACCAACUUCUACUGCCGUGUGGCAAUGCGCCUGUGUGGAUCUACUGCGGCAAACACCAUUGAAACAUUAAUGGGGGAAGGAUCAGGGACACUUCUACAUGUCAUGAAUGUUGCACCUGAUCCCAGUGACCAGACCAAGAUCAUAGCAGCCGCUGCUGGAUCAGUAAUUAUAUUUAUUCUCCUAAUAUUGAUUAUCCUUUGCCUCAUUAAACGUAAAGGGACGAGGAAACAGUUGAAGCAAUCUGAACAAAAGGAUCCAGUGACCGUUAUGAAUGCGGGGGGUGUAACGUCAGAAUAUGAAGAUGCAGAGUCGGUUCGGAGAGAGCAGGAGACUGAUAUGGGCUAUUACACAACUGUUGGGGAGAUGACCGGGGCUUCUAGUGAUCCAUCAAACUCUGGGGAGCAAUUAGUAUAUUCUACCCUGGACCACACACGUCCAUCAAUAAAACACAAGCCUCCUCGUAACUCUGCCCAGGAAAUACUUUAUGCAGAUGUGCAAAGAAAAUGAGAAUGUCCUAUGAAUUCUGGCCUCAACCCUCAUCAGAUCCUACUUGUAUGAAGGAAUCUGGCCAAAUAUAGGUUUGUCUUUGGAGCUAGAUCCAUCAUUUGUCUGAAGUUCUAUGGACAUUGCACAAACUAAAAUAUUACAGGCACGAAUAUCCCAAUGACAUUCAGAGGAAAAUCCACACGGAGAACUUCACAGCAGGUGCUUUUGCUGAGAAUCUGUAGAUAUUAUGCUCUUGCUGCUUGUUUCCUGUAUUUGUUGGGAGUCGAUUCCUUAAAAAGUUCCAAAAACAAUUCCAGACACUGGAAUGGAGUCUGAUAUUUGGAACUUUGUAUUAAAUCCACAAUUCAACAAGACAACUUGUGGUGGAGCCAACUAACAACAUGAAACUGGACAAUUCCAUCUUCUCCUUUUUAUUUCUUUGCAAGACCCAAACUGUUCUGAUAUUCAAGCACAACCUGCAGCUGGAAUUCCAUUCUUUCAUCCGAGCUUCACACUUUUCCUUGCCAUCCAGAAUGAGAGAUAAUGAAGUAAACAAUUUCCAAGCAGCAGAUAUAUUGAGCGGAAGGAUAAUGCCAGUCCCACCUCGAGCUAACUUUGUCUAGUUGAGUUGUUACUGAAACCAAACGUUGUGGCAUGCAUAAAAGGUUUCAUAUUGUGGUUCAGUUAUAUUAGAUUUUUAGAUAGUUCUCCUCCUUACGUGCCACUUCCAUGAGUCUUCUUCUACUCUAGCAGAAAUAAAGAGAUAACAGGAAGAGAAGGAGGCAAUAGACACGAAAAAAUACGAUUCUCAUCAGUGCAAAGAAACCAUAAACCUGCGGUAAUAAAUGAAAUUAUUAUACAUCGCUAUCACUUCUCUAUAUCAGUGGUUUACAAGCUCUUAUUAAAGGAGAACUAAAGAACAAUAAUGAAUUAGCUCCAAAUGGGGAAACCAUCCAAAGAUACUCCUGGAGUUCCCCAUCUUUUUUCUGCUUAUUUCCUACACUUUGCAACUGUCAUUUAUCUGAGCUUCAGAACCCACUCACAAUAUACUGUAUAUAUAGAAUAUAAUAUUCACAAUAUAAGGCUGAUUAGUAAUUGAUUCAUGUUCAGCUCAGAAAGCAGUCACUGGUCGUGUAGCAUAAGCUUCUAUGACCUUCUGCUAAUGUCAAGAUCAUUUCCAGUGAACCCCAUAUUUUCUUGACUCUGAGAUUCUGUUGAUUGAGUUCGAUGAGUAACACAGUCACUCUGUUUGCUUUUUAAUUUCUUACUCUACUAAAAUUAGAAUGCAAUCUAAACGUUAGCUAAAAAAAACGGGAAGUGGUCCAGCAGCCGAAGGAAGUGAGUGUGAGGGCCAAAGGGGAAGUUGAGGUACAAGUCAUACGAUUGAGAAAGUUCAUGGAAAUGACUUUACUAAGAAACAAGAAAGCAAAAUGUGAUGCCGUUCAGGAUGGUGUGGGGCUUAUCCACAUAACUGAUGCUGUAAUCGCUUUUGAAAAAAGUAUCAUUAAACCUUUGAUUUGG
Messenger RNA from Xenopus laevis (African clawed frog), 3123 nucleotides. RefSeq lists its product as uncharacterized. Bases 67 to 1623 code for a protein of 518 amino acids. The transcript is spliced from 10 exons. Lineage: Eukaryota; Metazoa; Chordata; Amphibia; Anura; Pipidae. The record is from RefSeq and is a predicted model, not a curated record.